AUGGCUCGUCUCCUACAUCCGGAUGAAUAUGACAUCGCCACGCGCUCCUCGCUCGACUCGCAGGGCACCUUCAAUCUAGACGAGGCCGACUUUGAAUCGCAAACACAUCCCAUAUCGAAGGUAGCCUUGCGCCGGCUGCCGUGGCUGUCCCGAAUCUUCUCCUCGCCAUUCUCGAGCUACCGCCAAUUAAAGCCCAGCAGGCCGACCUUCGCAAGCUCAAGCUCAGACCGGUCGAGUUUCCCUCGACGAUUUGCAUUCCGACGUCGCUUUUGUUAUCUUCACAUCGUCUUUGGGGUGCUUUUUGCCCUCUGUCUCCUCACCUUUAUCUUUUGCCCUUCCUACACGCGUCCUCCAGCACAUUACUCGGCCCUCAGCAAACACCUAAAGGGAAAGAUAUACCCUGGCCGCGGCAACCGUCGCCAUGAGAGAGUGUUCAUUGCGGCAAGCUUAUAUGACCAAGGAGGUGAACUCGCUGGGGGACAAUGGGGCAAACAGCUACUCGAACUGAUUGACAUGCUGGGGCCGAAGGAAGUGUUUUUGAGUAUCUACGAAAACGAUAGUGGGGAGGAAGGGGAGAAAGCAUUGCGCAAACUGGAAAAGAAAAUCAAUUGCCCCAAGUCCAUUGUAUCCGAGAAACACCUGGACAUCAAGAACUUGCCAUCCGUGACCAUCCCGGGCGGAUCAAAACGCGUCAAGCGCAUCGAAUACCUGGCACAGGUCCGGAACCGUGCGCUGCAGCCCCUGGAGGACCACCCCGAGAUCCACUAUGAUAAGAUCCUCUACCUCAACGACAUACUUUUCAAACCCGCGGAUGCUCUUCAACUAUUAUUUUCGACGAACGUCGAUGAAAAUGGCGUCGCCCAAUACCGAGCCGCGUGCUCUGUGGACUUUGACAACCCGUUCAAGUUCUAUGAUACCUAUGCAACCCGAGAUUUGAACGGGUACAGCAUGGGUCUCCCGUUCUUCCCCUGGUUCUCGACCGCUGGGAAUGGCGAGAGCCGGAAAGAUGUGCUGCAAGGCAAGGAUGCCGUACGAGUCCGCAGCUGCUGGGGUGGCAUGGUGGCUUUUGACGCCAAAUACUUCCAAAAUGGAACCACGCCUAACAACACCUCGCCGGCAUCCGAGUGUUGCCUCAUCCAUGCCGAUCUCCAAGACCCCCAAACCAACGUGGACGAGAUCACGGACACGGGGAUCUAUAUGAACCCGUAUGUACGGGUUGCGUACGACCGCCGAACAUUAUCCUGGCUUUGGGUCAGCCGUCGGUUUGAGAAACUAUACUCAUUUGUCCACGCCCUGGGUAACCAUCUCGUGGGGUUGCCCUGGUAUAAUCCCCGGCGGGCUGAAAGCCCCGGACAGAGUGUGCAAGAGACAGUAUGGGUUUCCAAUGGGACCCCGGACGGAGGCGGUUCUUUCCAAACCCUGGACCGGACAGCUGGCAAUGAUGGCUACUGUGGACGUCGAGGACUCCAAGUUCUUGUUGAAGAUCGCAAGCCCGGCCAAAAGGGCUGGGAGAACAUACCCAUUCCCGCCUGA
Messenger RNA from Penicillium alfredii, 1533 nucleotides. Its product is annotated as glycosyltransferase family 69 protein. The record is from RefSeq and is a predicted model, not a curated record. The transcript is spliced from 2 exons. Bases 1 to 1533 code for a protein of 510 amino acids. Lineage: Eukaryota; Fungi; Ascomycota; Eurotiomycetes; Eurotiales; Aspergillaceae.